Messenger RNA from Metarhizium album ARSEF 1941, 1146 nucleotides. RefSeq names its product Proteasome, subunit alpha/beta. Gene Ontology annotation, cellular component: proteasome core complex, alpha-subunit complex; proteasome core complex. NCBI's taxonomy places the organism in Eukaryota, Fungi, Ascomycota, Sordariomycetes, Hypocreales, Clavicipitaceae. The transcript is spliced from 4 exons. The coding region runs from base 1 to 1146 and encodes 381 amino acids. The record is from RefSeq and is a predicted model, not a curated record.
AUGAAGACUGUUACACAGUCUUGUGCAGCUUCAAGGACGUUCAGCCUCCAGGUCGGCGUUGAGGCCACCUCAUCAUGGACACGAAAGACCAAGGCUAUCAAACCAAAGGACCGCGUUCAUUGUGGCAAAACGAAGACGGGCAAGGAGGCAGGUGGGUCCUCGGAGUUCGGUCAAACCCAUUCGCCGGGUAAGAGGAAGCUCCCAGACCAGCUUGACGCGCAGCUCCGCCCGUGCCUGGGCGACCGCCGUCCCACGCUGCUUUGGAGGGAACAUCCAAGUUGUUUCGACAUCGUCAACUUUCCAAUUAGUCACUCUACAGGACCAAUACCACCGAACCCCUUUUUUGGUGACCUCUGCAGCUAUGGCGGAUCGAUAUUCAUUCUCUCUGACAACGUUCUCUCCCAGGGCAUUACGGCCCUCGGUAUCAAAGCUACCAACGGCAUUGUUCUCGCCACCGAAAAGAAGUCGUCCUCGCCUCUCGCCGACCAAAGCUCAGUGUCCAAAAUCAGCAACAUCACACCAAACAUUGGCGCUGUCUAUUCUGGCAUGGGCCCCGACUACCGAGUCCUUGUCGACCGGGCACGCAAAGUUUCUCAUACUGGCUACAAGCGAGUCUACAACGAGUAUCCCCCUACCAGAAUAUUGGUCCAGGAUGUUGCGAGAGUUAUGCAGGAAGCUACGCAGUCAGCCGGUGUUCGACCCUACGGUGUGAGCAUGCUGGUUGCUGGUUGGGAUGAUGGAAUCGAGCCUGAGGACGAGACUCCCGCUGCUGAAGGUGAGGAGAAGAAACCUACGUCCAAAACUGGUGGUAUCCAAAAGGGCGGGCCCAUGCUGUAUCAGGUCGACCCUACGGGUAGCUACUUUCCCUGGAAAGCUACAGCUAUCGGUAAGAGCGCGACCAAGGCAAAGACCUUCCUGGAGAAGAGAUACUCUGAGGAACUGGAGCUAGAGGAUGCAAUUCACAUUGCCCUUUUGACCUUGAAGGAUAAUAUUGAAGGAGAGAUGAACGGUGAUUCCAUCGAGAUUGGUAUUGUUGGUCCUCCUGCUGACCACUUGCUGGGAAUUGAGGGCGUCGAAGGAGCGACGGGUCCUCGGUUCAGAAAGCUCACGCCUCAGGAAAUUGAGGACUAUCUGACGAGUCUAUGA